Molecule: messenger RNA, 1178 nt
Organism: Calliphora vicina (urban bluebottle blowfly)
Lineage: Eukaryota; Metazoa; Arthropoda; Insecta; Diptera; Calliphoridae
Product: sulfotransferase 1 family member D1-like
Exons: 5
Coding region: 55-1047 (330 amino acids)
Biological process (GO): sulfation
Cellular component (GO): cytoplasm
Molecular function (GO): sulfotransferase activity
Source: RefSeq, a predicted model, not a curated record
UUUCAGUUGUCAAUGAGAGAUUAGAAGUGCAAGAUUGAAUACAACAGCAUUAGAAUGGUGCAUCGUAAUAUAUUGAAAACGUUAGAUCAUAAAAGUGAAAACACCAAGGCUAGAUUGCCUUAUAUGGUGAAAAGAUAUGCUACCGAGGGUAGAAAUAUACCCUUAAAGAAAAAUUGGUCUGAAACCUGGUGUACAUUACCGGCUCAUUUCGAUAAAGUUUUUGAGGAAAUUUUAAAUUUUGAAUUGCGUAAAGAUGAUGUUUUUGUGGUGACGUUUAUGAAGUGUGGCACUACUUGGAUGCAGGAAUGUGCCUGGUUGUUGUUGAAUAAUUUGGAUUUUGAAAAGUCUAAAGAGGCGGCUGUCAUGAUUAGGAGUCCUUUUAUAGACUUCCAUGGCAUUGUGCCUGACACUCCCAGUCCCAUAGAAAUGUGCAAACAUUUAGCCAGUCCCCGUUUGAUUAAAACUCACAUGCCUGCCAAUUUAGUGCCUCUACAAAUAUGGGAGAAAAAACAAAAGUUGAUUUAUGUAGCCCGCAAUGUUAAGGAUGUCAUUGUCUCGUCUUACCACUUUGUCAAGAACUUGGAUUUGUGGCGCGGCAAUAGUUUCCCAGAAUAUGUAGAAGAUUUUCUUAAUAAUGAAAUUCUCUACACCCAUUUCUGGGCUCACAUUGUGGACUUUUGGAAAAUGCGCCAUGAGCCCUUUAUAUUCUUUGUAACCUAUGAAGAAAUGAAACGCGAUUUGCCAGCAGUUUUGCAAAGACUCUGUGAUUUCUUAGAGAGGCCUCAAUUGAACCAACAGGAAUUGGAAAAGACAGUGGCACAUUUGUCGUUUGGUAGCAUGAAAAAAAAUAAAAACACCAAUUUGACUUAUUUGCUUAAGGAAAAUAUGCCUGGUGUUAAGGAGGAUUUCCAAUUCAUGCGCCGCGGCAUAGUGGGUUCCUUUAAAGAUGAAUUAACUCCUGAAUUGAUAGCUAAAAUUGAUAAAUGGACUGCUGACUUUUUAGGCCAACACGGCAUUAGGGAGGAAGAUAUUUUUGGCAAAUUAUAGAAUAUAGAUUCUCUAAAUUAUAAACGUAUUGUGAUAAAAUUUUAAAUGAAUCAAAAAUCUCUGUAGUUAAAAAAAAUAAAAUAAAUUAAAGACUUGCGUUUGAAGCUAAAAUUCAGCUUUCAAAAAACCUA